Coccinella septempunctata (seven-spotted ladybird) is the source of this 768-nucleotide messenger RNA. Its product is annotated as superoxide dismutase [Cu-Zn] 1-like. Bases 78 to 731 code for a protein of 217 amino acids. Gene Ontology annotation, biological process: removal of superoxide radicals. The record is from RefSeq and is a predicted model, not a curated record. The transcript has 3 exons. Gene Ontology annotation, molecular function: copper ion binding. NCBI's taxonomy places the organism in Eukaryota, Metazoa, Arthropoda, Insecta, Coleoptera, Coccinellidae.
AACAUAUUAUUAAUAAUCAUUCAUUGAAACAACUCUCUUGCAAGAUACCUAUCGAUUUUUUGACCACUUGAUUCAGUAUGGUGAAAUUUGUAUGCAUCAGUUUGAAUUUGAUUGUUCUCUUUGCUAGUGUCCUUUGUGCUAAUAUCAAAAGAGCUGCUGUAAAUUCCGAAAGGGAAGGAAGACAUCUUUUGAUCAGGAGAGUGCCUGCAGUUGAAGAAUUUCAAAGUGAUAUUUAUGAAGUUUAUGCUAAGCCCUAUAACUAUGAUUUGCAUAAAAUAAUAGCGGUAUCGGUUUUGAAGAGUGAGGAAAUAUCUGGAGAAAUCACCUUUACCCAGCUACCUGCAGGACCUGUGCAUAUUGUAGGGAAUAUAACAGGAUUGCCUCCCGGUAAACAUGGAUUCCAUAUUCACCACUCAGGAGAUCUCAGAAAUGGUUGCGAGAAAUUAGGACCCCAUUUCAACCCAUAUUUUUUACAGCAUGGAGGUCCCCUCGACCCAUUAAGGCAUGUUGGUGACAUUGGAAAUAUAGAAGCUGAUGACGAUGGAACAGUAAAAAUUAAUAGGAUCGAUAAUUUCGUACAACUGACUGGUUAUCCUAGAGGAGUCGUAGGCAGAGCUGUUGUGAUAACUUCGAAUCAAGAUGACUACGGCAGAGGUGGAGAUGCUAACAGUCUAGUCGAUGGAAAUUCCGGAAAACCACUAGUAUGCGGUGUGAUAGCGUACACAAAAUAAUGAUUGUAGUUGUUCUUGUUUUUUUGUGAAAUAUAAA